CUCCUCUGGCUUCAUUGGCUUCGUUCAUUCUGCCGCUUUAAACCACGCUUUAAAACACACAAUGCCCGCCGCCUCCCCUCAUCUCCGCACCAGCACAGACCAGCACGGCCCCUAGAGCCUCUUCUGCCCGCUCCACAGACCGCAGAUCUGGUAGUGUGACCUUUGAACCCUGGUGUUUGCACCAUCUCCUCUACUGCCGCUGCUGCUGGUGAGGGAAAGGUUGACUGGACACACAGCCAUCUCAUUAGCAUGUGUCACCUUGUCCGAAGAGGUCAGAGGUCAACACAUAUUUAGCCUACAAAGUCCAUUGGAAACGCUGGGAUUAUAACUGCAAGAAGAUUUAGGUAGCUGAUAAGAGAUCUGACAAAUUUGUUGAAAUGUGUUUGGCUUCCAGAGCUUUGUGAAGAUUUUUUUCAACCUAUAUUAAUUUACUAUCCUCUUAACGCUGGGUGGAAAUGGGCCUAUCGUUUACAAAACCUGAACGGACUAUAGUAAGCUAAUCCCAAAACAAGACUGAGGCUGCUAAGAUGUCGUGGAAGAGGAACUAUUUUGCGUCGGGCAGCGGUGGAGGAGGAGGGAGUAGUGCAGUCGGAGCUGGACUGAGCGCCGGCGGAGGGAUGCAAGAAAUAUUGACUCCGAGAACCAUGACGUCCAUUGCUCCAAGCAAAGGAUUGAGCAAUGAGCCAGGCCAAAACAGCUGCUUCCUGAACAGCGCUCUGCAGGUCCUGUGGCACUUGGACAUUUUCCGCCGCAGUUUUCGUCAGUUGUCAUCUCACAAAUGUAUGGAGGACUCAUGCAUUUUCUGCGCUCUGAAGAGUAUAUUUGCUCAGUUUCAGUACAGCAGUGAGAAAGUGCUACCGUCGGAUGCCCUCAGAAGUGCCCUCGCUAAAACUUUUCAAGAUGAGCAGAGGUUUCAGCUCGGGAUCAUGGACGACGCUGCAGAAUGCUUUGAAAAUAUUUUGAUGAGAAUACACUUCCACAUCGCAGACGAGAGUAAGGAAGACAUCUGCACAGCGAGACACUGCAUCCCACAUCAGAAGUUUGCCAUGACACUCUUUGAGCAGUGCGUGUGCAGCAGCUGCGGAGCUUCCUCAGACCCGCUCCCCUUUAUCCAAAUGGUCCACUACAUCUCCACCACAUCUCUCUGUAACCAAGCAGUGAAGAUGUUGGAGACGAGGGAGAAAGCCACUCCUAGUAUGUUUGGAGAGCUGCUAAGAAAUGCCAGCAUGGGAGACCUCCGCAACUGCCCUAGUCAGUGCGGGCAGCAGCUUCGAAUGGCACGUGUCCUCCUCAACAGUCCAGAGAUCAUCACCAUCGGCCUGGUGUGGGACUCAGACCACUCGGACCUGGCUGAGGAUGUUAUUCACACCCUGGGAACAUGUCUACGUCUGGGAGAUUUGUUUUACAGAGUGACGGAGGAGAAGGCACGACAGUCAGAGCUCUACCUGGUGGGGAUGGUUUGUUACUACGGGAAGCACUACUCCACGUUCUUCUUCCAAACCAAGAUUAGAAGAUGGAUGUACUUUGAUGAUGCACAUGUGAAAGAGAUUGGUCCGAAGUGGAAGGACGUUGUAUCGCGUUGCAUUAAGGGCCACUACCAGCCUCUCCUCCUGCUGUACGCCGACCCUCGUGGGACCCCAGUGUCAGCCCAGGACGUUCCCUCACACCACGAGCUCCACUCUUUCAACAAGUCCUGCUACGACAGCGAAGACUCGGGCCGAGAGCCUUCCAUCUCCAGUGACACUCGCACAGACUCUUCCACUGAGAGCUACACGUACAGGCAACCCUCCCACUCGCACCAUGAGUCCUUGGCCAGUCACUACUCCUCAGACUCCCAGGGAACCGUCAUCUGCACUGAGCGCUCCUCCUUCGGCAGUCUGGACACCAUAGGCCACGUGACGGACGGGGAGCAGCAGCACUCUCUGAAGAAGGGAGACGGGGAAAAGAGGCGGAGCUCUAGCCGCCCGUGGCGAUCUAAACCUGACCACGAAUCGUCUCUGGCUGGUUACCACAGUGAGGGAGAGACUCUGAAGGAGCAGCAGGUGCCUCGCCCUCGGCACAAGCCCUCAUCAUCCUUCUCAUACUCCAGCAGCCGCCUGAGAGACUUUAAAGAAACUAUGAGUAACAUCAUCCACAGCCGCUCCCUCUCCUCCUCCUCUUCUUCCUCUCUUCCUGCUGCUGUCCCUUCAUCUGAAACACACAACUCCUCCAACAACCACCUCCCCACAGUCAAAUCUGCCCCCGUCCCCUCCUCCACGGCGCCGGACUGGGAGGCAGACAGCACUAGCAGCGAGUCCAAGUCCAGCUGCUCCGGGACAGGUAGGUACAGGCCGCCUUGGAAGCCUAAGAGAGAGGCCCUCAACAUAGACAGCAUCUUCACCCGACGCAGACAGGCCGGGUACAGUCCUCUGGGAGCUUCUGUGUCUGAGGACUCUGCAGCCACCGCCUCAGAGGAACAAGCACAAGAGCCAGGCAAGAGUAGGCCCGGCUCGUCCAGGACCCUACCAAACUACAGUAGCCACAGAGGAGGCAGCGCAGAGCUGCCCCCUCCUCCUCCACCCCCCAGACUCAUCCAGCGCAUGGAAAGUGGCUAUGAGAGCAGCGAAAGGAACAGUAACAGCCCUGUGAGCCUGGACCUCAACCCAGGGGACAGGGAAAGUAGCACAAAGAAGCCCCCCUCCUCCUCUUCUUCCUCUGGCCCCUCAUGGAAGAACACUCGGUCAAAGAGCAGUGGGGCACUCCUGCAAGACGUCAACUCUUCUAACAGGACAGCUCCCUCCCCAGGCCGUAGUGAGCUGGACGAGCUGCAGGAUGAGGUGUUGAGGAGAGCCAGAGAGGAGGAACAGCAGAGGCGUCAGGAGAAGGAGAAAGAGGCAGCUCUGGGCUUUAACCCCAGGCCCAGCAAGUACCUGGACCUGGACCAGCUGCAGAUACAGGGUAAAGGUGACCGCUUUGAAAGGUGUGUCUCUGAAGCGGAGCUCCUGUUGGACCAGUCAGUGUGUCUGGAGCAGGCAGGAGAGGUUGCAGCUGCACUCACUGCAGUGAAUGAAGCUGUGUCCAAACUGCACUCAGCAGAAGCUGAGUCUGGGGCCAGUAGUCACACGCGGCUCCAGCGCUGCAUAAGGAGAGCCCGGGGCCUGCAGCAACGCAUCACACUGCAACAGCGCCACUUAGAGGCAGGCAGUGCAGAGCAGCCCCAGCCUCAGCACCAGAAGCACAGUGAAAAGUCUGUCCCGUUCCAAGUACUUCUGACAGAUGGACAGGGUGACGAGCCAAUCAUCAGUCAGGAUAAGCUGGGCCCGCCUCCAUCUCCACGUCUUGUCCAACCAGCUCUACCUGAAGAUAUGUCCACGACGAGGCCUUCACCAGACAUACCGCAGGAGGAGGAGAAGCACGGCAGGUCCUAUUCUCGCUUUGGAAAACCUCUCAGUAACUGCCGCUCGCUCCCUGCUCUGUGUGUGGACAACUAUGAGUCAAAGGACCAGGAGGAAGAGGAGGAAAAUGCGCCUCCCCUCUGGGCCAGGAACCCUCCCGCUCCUCUGCCCACUCCCAGCACUAGGAUCCCCUCACCUGUCUAUACUAACGGCAUGCAGCAGCAGAUGAAUGAGCAUUCACAACAUACAUAUUCAGCUGUAACCCCGCCCUCCACCACUCCAACAAGAAACUGGUCCUGCCUCCAGCUCAACAUGGCGGACGACUCGCAUAUAAAUCCACAUAUGAACUCCUCUCUCCCCUCCCCCUCCGGUACCACACCCCCCUGUGCCCCCCGACCCACUCACACCUUCACACCGCCCUCCUCUCAGAACUACAGAGCAGCCACUUUGCCCGUAGAGCGUUGGGCUGAGAACGUCAACAGGUAUUACGGCGCCAUGAGUCCAGCACCAGGGAAUGAGAUCAGAGCGUCCGAGGCUACAGAGGAGCUGUCAGAGCUAGACUGUUUGUACCAGGCCAGUCUGCGGGCUCCGACUGUGGACAGGACCAGCUAUGGGGCUAAUCCUCAGCAGGCGAAUAACAGAACAGGUGUUAGAAGGAUACCAUCAGGGUCUGGACGGUCCAAAACACCCACUGCCGAGAUCGAAAAAUAUGCUUACAGAACUCCUGUGUCUCUGGUACAGAAGGUGCCAGGUGAGGAUGAAAGCUACAGUGCCGACAACAUGAGAAGGCUCGCUCGGAGUCUGAGUGGCUCGGUUGUAGGGUCACGCUCCCAAACUCUUGGCCCGUCUCGCGCCUCUGAACCCCAAGUGUCCAGACCCCCCCUCAGGCAGGUCCUGUCCUCCUCCACCCUGCCCCGUCGGCCCAGCGCCUCCUCUGCCCAUCACGCCCCUCCUCCCUCCACCCCCUUCACCACAGACCACUCCCUCCACCUGCCCCCACAUCACCACCUCCAUCACCUCCAUCACCAGCCCAGACAGCAGCACCAGUACGGCCCCUCCAACCCUGCACCUCCUCCUCCACUGCACCCCCACACGCAGCCAUCACGGACCCCCGCCUCAGGGGCUGGAGCGUCUUUGCAGCAGAGAUCGUUUUUGGCUGUGUCUGAUCGGUACCAGACGGUCCCGGGUGAAGGCCUUCACAGUGUCGCAUUAAAUUAUGGCACACUCCCCCGAGCCCCGCGGAGACCUCCUCCCUCCCCUACUCUGUCCUUGUGCAGGCCCAGGACUGGCUCCAGCUCUGGCCCCAGCCCUGGGCCUUCGUCUAUGGGUCCACAGGGACUGUAUGCCACCUUAACCCAUUCUCAGCGCUCACACUACAGACAAGCCUCGUUUAAUGGUGCAGUGAAUGGAACUGCUCACCUCCAACAGCCCCACUAUGCCCAAAGAGAGGGCCCACCCCAGCCCCGGCGCCUGGACGUGCCACCUGACAACGACUGGCGCCGUGAUGUCCGUCAUGAUGCCCGCCAAACCCCGCCCCCUCGUCUUCACCAGCCUCUCCGCAGGACUGAGCUCCCCGUCCACAGGAGCUCUCAGCUGUGCUCUCUGUGCCGCAACAUGUGUGCAGAGCCCAUGAGGCCAUACUGCGCCUCCUGUGGGGCGUAUAUGAGGAGAUUUGGCCCCAACAGCUGAUCACACACCCCCUCCCCUCACACACACCUGCUGCACUGCAGCGCUCACUAUGGUUUAUUUUGUACAGUGUGCCAACAUGCAGAGCUUCAGCAUACACAGAACAUGAAGGAACUGCCUUUAUUUGUGAAACCUACCUGAGACUGAACUCACCUGAUAAAAGCACACACAGUAUAUUUCUACACUCUAAAACUCUUUGGUGGAUGUAUUUAUUGCUUUGGGUUGGGCUAAUGUAAAAGUCACAAUGUUGAGUUGCAAAACAGAAAUUGUAUUUUUAAAGAAAAUAUCUUUGAAUGUCUUUCAGCAGCCACCAUACGCCACUAAGAACCGAGUAAUGAUACUUACAAUGAAGGGGAUUGUUCAUUGUACUAUAUGAUUUGGUCUUCAAUGAGUCUGAAUGUAAUGCAAUAGUGUGCCUUAAAUCUGCUUUAGUCCCACGUAUAGAGCUACAUUGGCCUUAUUCUAAGUCAUACUACACAUGGUCUAACCUUUAUACGAGGGACAUGGUGGGUGAAGACUGCACAUGGUGCAGUAUCUGUUGAUAUUUACUCUGUUAAAGCAUUUGGAAGACCAAUAAUAAUCUACUAGUUUAUUUUUGUAGCUUUGUCAGAUUGGACUGUGCAUAUGUUAAGCAUCUAACCUGAGUGUAACUCUAUAUGAUCUACCUAUUUUACUCUUCUGUACAUAGCGUGUGGCCACUUUCUUUUUCAAGAUAAUAACUAAAGUUGAAGAGCUAAUAUUUAGCAUGUUAUUUAGCCUUGUAAAUGUGCUGUAAGAAGUAUAUUUCUAUAUGCAGACCCUUUAGAGCAGCCACACAACUGCAGUUCCAGUGUAUUUUGUUCUAGUGCACUUUAGAAGUGUUGCAGAUAGACUUUCUUUUGGCUUGUUACUAGUUACUAAACUUAGCGUCUCCCCUUGUUGAGGGAGAGUUUUCUGUUGACUAUUAGACUUGAGUCUGCAGGAUAGACCCGAUGCUCUGCACAACAUGAAACAAAGUACUUUUGUCAGAACAGUGUUUACCUGUCACCAACAGAGCAUCACGACAAUCUGGGCUCAGUUUGGUUUAAUCACAGAUUUGAGUUUAUAUUGUUAAAAUGUCAAUGAUUCAAAUGUGGAGCAGUUAUUUUUUCACUUGAUCAUGUCAAACUCAUUUCGCUUUAUUAGAGUUUCUUAUUUUUAUUUUUGUGACAUUUUGAUGCUAUUUUUAUAUUAGACCUAACAGAGUUUGGUUAGAUUAUUUUAGUAGAAAGUACUCACACUAGCAGCUACAACUGCUCUUCUGUCAUAGAUACAUGUUACUUCGGGGGUUUAUUGUAUGGAUAUGAGCCUAUUUUCUGAUAGCCUAUGUUAAAGUUAAACCAAAGAGUAAAGAUUGACACAAAAGUUUCUGUUUCAGUUUCCAUAGGCUGUUUGAGGAGUGGUGCUUCGUUUUUGUUUCCUGCUGAAUUAUUGGCCUGAUUUGAUCUUGUGUAAACAGUGUUUCCAUGCUGUGCAGACCACCUCGAAGGAAGAGUAUUUUUUCAAUAAAGUUGUAGCAA
This is a messenger RNA of Periophthalmus magnuspinnatus, 6598 nucleotides long. RefSeq names its product inactive ubiquitin carboxyl-terminal hydrolase 54-like. NCBI's taxonomy places the organism in Eukaryota, Metazoa, Chordata, Actinopteri, Gobiiformes, Gobiidae. The record is from RefSeq and is a predicted model, not a curated record. Gene Ontology annotation, biological process: protein deubiquitination. Gene Ontology annotation, molecular function: cysteine-type deubiquitinase activity. The transcript has 22 exons. The coding region runs from base 528 to 5063 and encodes 1511 amino acids.